CAUCUGCAGCACAUGUGUGUUCGUUGUUUGUUUAUUUUUUUUUUUUUAAUUGAUAUUAUAAAUAAUUAAAAUGAAUGUGAGCACGGAUUUUAAGCCUGUACCAACGCGUGCUGCGCUUGCACUACAGAAGAGUGCCAACAAAACAGAAUUCACGGCUCUAGUCUUUCAAGAGCCGCAGACUGCAGCAACAACAAAAACAAACACAACAGGCGAAGGAGCUGAGGCUACAUCAACAAAUGCUAAGGACACAAAGACGGACAACGAAUUCGACAUGAAGCGCGCACGCCAUGAGGUUCUCAACUUUGCUAUGGCCAAUCAACGGACCAGUAAAAACAAGCGCAAAAUGGAAAUAUUUCAGCUGAUCAAAUUGGGCGCCAAGCCGCCGAAGAAGGCGUACAAAAACUACAAAGAUCUGAAAGCGGAACGGCAGCGGCUCCAGGAUAUUCGCGAGCAGCGCAAGAAAUUCCAUCAGUUGGGCAAAAAUCAAGCGGGCGCCGCUAGCGUUAAAUGUACAACGAAAACGCAGCGAAAUCAACGCGAUAAGAAGCGAGCACCAGUUGCAAAUAUUGGCCAGCAUUAUGGCAAAGCCGAGACAAAACUGAAAAAGCGUAAUUAAAGCAUAUUUCAAACAGAA
Messenger RNA from Drosophila albomicans, 634 nucleotides. RefSeq lists its product as uncharacterized. NCBI's taxonomy places the organism in Eukaryota, Metazoa, Arthropoda, Insecta, Diptera, Drosophilidae. The transcript has a single exon. The record is from RefSeq and is a predicted model, not a curated record. Bases 71 to 616 code for a protein of 181 amino acids.